GAUGUUGCUCAUCUUCAUUCUCUGUUUGUUCUCCCCAUCAAGACCCCACAUUUCAGAGGACCCUAAGGUUGUCACUGUGCCCAUUGCAGGUAAUGCCCUUUUACCUUGCGGUGAAGCUGAUUUGCCUUUAAAUGUAAAUUUUCAAUUGGAGGGAAAAAACAAUACCUGGCUAAAACUUGAAGCAAAUUAUACAACCCAAGAUCUAGAUUUCAUAUUACCAAAUCUGCUAAUGCUACAGAAUCAGAGCCUGGAGGAUUAUGGGAACUUUUCCUGCUUUGCAAACAAUCAAACAAAGCUGACCAAUGAGGCUUACAACUACACAAAGGACACUGACAAUGUAGUGUUCAUUUCCUGCCCCGAUCCUCAAGACUGGACCAGCCUGUCCUGGAUGAAAAAUUUGGAAGUUAUUAUGACAUUCAAGAGGGGGAGCACGGCAAAUCGAUUACACAUGGGGUUGUAUAAAGGGAAGUUGUACCUGUUUAUACCCACUGUAACCACUGACGAUGCUGGGAUUUAUAUCUGCAUCCAAGGAGAUAAUCAGACAACAAGAGUGAUGCUGAAUAUUACUGGAUAUUUGGAAUUGUCCCAUAAUAGGACAGGUUUUGAGAUAUUUCUGAACGAUGGAUACUGGAUCAUCAGUGCUGUUUCUCUGGGUUAUUUGGCAUUUUGCUCUACGAUAAUGGGAUGCUACAUGCACGUGAGACAGAAACUGAGGACAAGGAGAGAGGCAAAAAACAGGUUCUUCAGGGUCAAUACAGCACGGAAUCUGUACACAAACUCCUUACUCAGCCAGAUACAAGGUACUAAUGUGAAACUAACAGAAAUCACAUACCAGAACUGCACAGAGGUUAUUCAAAAGGAGGUUGAUAAUGACCACUACUCUGACAAAAGUUCCUUUAUGGAUGAAUCUUUGGGUGAAGCUUCAUAUCUGGAACCAGAUAAGGAUAAAUUGUCUCAAGGUGAAGCUUCAUAUCUGGAACCAGAUAAGGAUAAAUUGUCUCAAGGAGAAUCUUAUGAAAAUGCAAACCAGGAAACCGUGGAUGAAGUGAGUUUAGAAGAUGAAGAUUAUGAGAAUGCAAACGAAGAAAUAAAAGAUGGAUCUGAGGGAUCACAGUCUUAUGAGGACAUGAAGGGUUCCAUAUACCUUAAGCCGACACCCAAUGAAACGGAUGAACAAGGUGAAGAUGCCGACUCUUAUGAAAACAUGGAUGCUGCAAUAUUCUCCAAUCCAAACCACUCUUUGGACUCACUCAAGAAAACACCAGAAGUGCUACCAGCUGACGUGUGCCAGGAAAAGAGCCUAUCCUGUAGACUCAAAGAAGCAAUAAAUAGUCACCAUCAAGAGCGAAUGGGCACUGAGCUUACACAAGAAAAUGGAGAUUUUUACAUGCCCUAUGACGGCAGGAAAGUAUGAGAACACAGCAGGUAGGAGUGGAAUAAUAAAUGCAGAAUCCGAGGAAAUUAAGACAAUCAGCAGAGCAUUGCAAUCCUAGAGUAUUCAUUGGAGAAGAUGACAAUCAGUAUAAACUGCUAUGGGCUACAGAUUAUUGCUCCAUCGUGCUCUGCCCUGCAUGAAGCUCAGCCCUCAAAUUCUGCACACAGUGCAGAAUAUCGCGGCAUCUAUUGAUACACUGCAAGAACCUGUAGAUCAUCACAUUUUGCAGAACGUUGGUCCAUCGUGUGCUAUAAAAACCUGAGAAGUAACGCACCAUUGAAGUCUGCACUGCUGGAUAGUGUACAACACUUAUCGAAAUCCGCAGAGCAUAUCUCUGUUAAGCGAGGCGGAAGUUCUAGAGCUUAGAAAAUAUAUUUAUCCCUCAAAGCCUGGUUCAAGAAUUCGGUUCUAGAGCAGUUAGCAUUUCAUCUGCAUGUAAUGUACUGGAUAAAUAAGAGGCGAUCAAUAAGUCAGUUGGACAUUUCCUCUGAACCCUCCCCCCCCCCUCCACUCUCCUGAAGCAGGAAAGAAUGUACAGUUUUUUUAUCGUCAGAAAAUGUAAAAAACGAUAUUUUAUCAUUACUCUCUGCUCCCCCUACCCCCUCACAGAGAUGUAAAUAUUUUUUUAUAUAAUUUUAUUAGUUCUAAAGGUGCAGCCUAUAUUUGUGUCCUACUAUAACUUUCUUGGACUCUAUCAAAAGAUUGUUUCUGUAAUUUAAAACAAAAGUUACGUAGAAGUUUGUUGCAAUGAUUCCCACUGAGCUUUUGAUAAAUUCUGAGCCUAUAUAACAGUAAACAUACAUAGUUUGACUGAGGGUACACAGGGCAUAUGCACAUAUGCUCUGUGCACAGUAACCGGUAUCAGUAAAACUGUCAGAUAUCUUAAUAGAAGCUUUUCUGCUAAAUAAGUUGCAUUACAAAAAUGCUUCUACUCAUAACUGAAAUACAUUCAUGUGUAAAUAAACUUACAGUUUUAUGUUCCUCUUAUGGAAAUACAUAAAAAAACAACACUCCGAUCUUGUAUUAAUUCUACAUGAUCAUUUAAAUUUGCCAAAUAAUCUAGUAGUGAUCACAAUGCUUCUGAGCUUUACAGUAGGGAUUUAUCUGUAUCACAGACUUCAUUUUUAAGUAUUGUUUUUGUGUUUGAUCUAAAUGAGUCAAACAUUUAAUUUGUCACCAAACACAGCUAAUCUUCCUCGUAGAGGUCCCAGACCAGUUGCCAACACCCAGUCAGGGGCCAAGCCCUCUUCCAGUGGGCCCCUGACUGGAAUCACCCAUUUCACCCCCUGAUGGCGGCCCUGCUUACCAGGGACAUUUCCGGGGACAUAAUUUGUCCGGGGACAGUCUCCUCAAUCCAGUGACUGUCCCCGGAAAUCGUGGACAUCUGGUCACCCUAUCAUAGAAGCAUUUGAGUGUGUAGUACAUGCGUACACCGCUGUAUACCUUCAAACCUUAUGGAUAGGCAACAGAGCAGCGAUCAGGCCAUUGCGCUAGAGAGAUUCCUUGUUACAUGUGUACAUCUACACAUGUAUGUGCAACCACAAUGUUCUGCCUGGGCGCUAAAUUAUUGAUGUCAUGUUUGCCUCUAUGAACAUUAUCAUUCUAAAAAACUCUAAAAUCUAUCCUACUAUGAAUCAUUGACUUUGCCAAAUAUUCCACAAAAUUUACCAUUUAGAAAAAUAAUGUAGGAAAAACUCCUGAUUUUAAAAUGUAGUAGGAUUUUUCCAUUAGGGACAGUGAACUCUAUAAAUUUCUAUCAUUACUAUUUAAACCUGUGUAAAAUAUUUUUUUGCAUGGAAAAAAGUUUACGUUAAAGGGACACUGAAACCAAAUUAUUGUUUUUCAUGAAUCAGAUAGAGAAUGCAAUUUUAAGCAACUUUCUGAUUUACUCCUAUUAUCAAUUUUUCUUCGUUCUCUU
This is a messenger RNA of Bombina bombina (fire-bellied toad), 3353 nucleotides long. It is a transcript of the gene CD19, whose product is annotated as CD19 molecule. The coding region runs from base 2 to 1414 and encodes 470 amino acids. The transcript has 14 exons. NCBI's taxonomy places the organism in Eukaryota, Metazoa, Chordata, Amphibia, Anura, Bombinatoridae. The record is from RefSeq and is a predicted model, not a curated record. Gene Ontology annotation, cellular component: external side of plasma membrane. Gene Ontology annotation, biological process: B cell proliferation involved in immune response; B cell receptor signaling pathway; regulation of B cell activation.